AUGGUCGUUACACUUUUGUUGUUGUGGGUAACACUUUUACUCGUUUCUGCAAGAAUUAGGCAAGUUGAAAGCAAGAUCUCGAACUUUUCAUACGUAGAAACAAUAAAAUAUGGGAAAAAUAUAUUACCUCAAGUGUGGAACUCGAUCGUGUAUGAUGAUGGAACCAUAGUUUUACGUAUAGUUCGUAACGACCCUAAUUCCAAUCAACUUAUAUUAAAUACAACAUCAAAUACAAUAUCAAGUAUAGCAUGUUUUCAAAAGUUAUUAUCAUUGAGAGUUUUAUAUUCCAACGGAACUGUAAUUGAACGAGAUAUUGACUUGGGAAUUCAAUCACUAAACUAUUGUGUUUCUAAAGUUGAUGUUAAUUCGGACCUUUACGAUCCUAUCAAACUUUAUGCUCUAAACACUAAUUAUGCCUUAGUAACUUAUUAUAAUGCUACCAAUGUGUUUGAUAAUUCUACCUACUCCUAUUGGGGAAUGGUAGUGGAUUGGAAUGGAAAUAAAUACCGUCCAAUAAAUUUUGGUACAACAAUAUUUUCGGUGCCAAAUAAGAAUACUAUCUGUAGAAAUAUUAAUCCGGAUAAAGGUUUUUUGCGACUAAGUAUAUCCUCCAAUGCUAUUAAAUGGGGACAAUAUAUCAUGGCCAACAAUGGGGAUAUAAUACAAUUAAAUGCAACUGGAACAAUUGAUAUCACUGGUUCUUUUCGUAGUACUGUGUUCGAGGCGAUUUCAACAGUAAAUGAAGAUUACGCUAUCAUCUUUGGUAGCACUUUUAAUUCAACAUAUAAUUCGACAUCUAAUAACUCAUCAGAUGAUUUGGCUUCUCGGGGAACAUUACGCAUUUAUCCGCUGGAAUACGGAAAAAAUAGUACUGGAACCUCCCUUUUACUCUGGCAAACUUCUCUACAAAAUUUAACGUUCUCGUAUCUUCGAUGUGCUAUUUCUAGUACUGGUGUAGGUCACAUGUGCACGAUGACAGUAACACAAUCUGUUCAAUCUGAAAAUGAUGAAAAUGUUUUCACAAACAAGAUAUCUUAUCUUAAAGUUACUUUCCUUUCUUCAGGUUCUGCUCUUAAUUUUACAACUCUGAAUCAUAAUUUCCCAGAUGGUGUACCAGAGAAUGUUGAUCAAUUGAAUAUUAACCCAUUACCAUAUG
Racocetra persica is the source of this 1156-nucleotide messenger RNA. NCBI's taxonomy places the organism in Eukaryota, Fungi, Glomeromycota, Glomeromycetes, Diversisporales, Gigasporaceae. The record is from the annotation of a GenBank genome assembly.